AUGACUACAGCUAUCGCGAGACCAUUCCCCGCGGCGAAUUUACGAGUAUGUUUUGCAAACUCUCCCUUCCUACGUUUGGGAGGUAAAGACAGACUACUGUUGGAGGCCACAUCACUGUGCAUCUACUCAUUCACUUGCUCCUGUGGAGCGGGAUACAUCGGCCGUAAGACGGGACGCCUGGUAAAAAGGGUGUGUGAACAUAUGCCCGCCCGGUUAGACAGAGGUGAGACCCGGUCGAUUUCGAGUUCUAUUCUCGCGCAUUUAAUCGAUACGAAUCACCGAGUCGAUGUCAAGGAAGCAUUUCAGGUUGUCUAUCGGACACCAACAAGCUUCUCUAAAGGCCUAGGCCGACGGUUACUAGGAACAGCCGAGGCAGUGGCUAUACAGCUAGCGAAUCCGGUGUUAUGCUGUCAGAAAACCCUGACACAAGCGCCCUCUCUGCCGUGGCCAACGCCAACUUCAAGUGAUGACGACAUGUCGCCUCAAAUCCCUAAUUACAGUGAUGGGUACUCUGUGUACUCAAUCCAAGAACACUCAAAGACUCUCUUACCCCCCCCCCCUCUGUUUUAGCUCUAAGGACCGAAACCCGCCGACCUUGUCAUGCGGGUGGCGUGGGGAAGAUGAGUCGUACUGACUUAAUAGCCCUUGAGACACCUAUAAAUACUGUUAAUUUUGUACAUUUUCAUUCCUUCAUGUAACUGUACUGGCCUGACGAAGAAUUACCGAAAACUCGUGUUUACCAACUUGACUUUUCAAGUGUAACAUGGGAAUAUUGCGGAAAUAAGGUUUUAUUUAUUCGCGGACGCUUUCAAAUAGAAGCCAUUGUGUCGAGCACGCCCAGCAUCUCGGACCAUCAGAAAGGAUGCACUUUAACCGCAGGACAAUGUACUCUAUGGAACUGUCAAAUAACCAUCGUUACUUUCUUUUCCCUUAUUUCCUAGUAUUUCUACCAGGCCACGGAUCUGUGUUUACCUUAUGUUAUGCAAUAAAAUUGUGCAUUUGCAUUGCCCAAAUAUAUUCUUAUUGCUAAUUACCGUUAUGGAUUCUGACGUUUUAUCUGGAAGGUGAGGAAAUAAAUUCCGUUUUGGGGUUUGCCAGAUGUCCCAAAAAUCCGUAAGGGAUAUAAUUAAUCCUAUGAACUGACAGACCGUGAAGCUCUAAGUAAACAGAUACCGGAUCUCCUUCAGCGCAGGGGAUAUUAGUACUUGGGAACAAUUUCAGCUGUUCAAUGAGCCCUGUAUGCACCUACUCUCAAUUAUUGAUUGCUGUAUUCCGCCCGCCAGUAACUCCUUCCAGCAAUGUUUGCGUAUCUGUCGGCGGACUAGGUGCAAGAUAACUUAUAAAUUUUAGAAGCCUGUUGAUAGAUGUUAUCUUCGGCCUGCGUCUAUGAGGACACGACGGAUGAUGUCAGGUCCCCGUAGCACGAUGACGUCUCCGCAUCCGAGGACAUCAACUCCGCUGAAGACGAUGACGCUGACGUGCCAGAACCAUGUCUAUUCCUCUACUUUGUGAAAUAUUUAGAACGCUUCACGUUAAUUAGGACGUUGAUGAGUUAGACUGACACUUGCUUAGACAUACCAAGUAGACCGGCGAGAAAUUACUGAUUGGUAUUAGGUUUUUGACUGAGCAGGGGGCAUUUGCACGCACGCAUGGGUAAUGUGUUGUGUAAUGACUUCACCAACCACAACACACACAUGUCCUGCACGUUCACAUGACCAAGGUCGUCCUACGACCAAUCGCAUGUCAGCCCUGGAGGGAUUGGACAAGUCGAAUUACGGGCCACACUUCACGGCUAUAAAGAUGAAGUCGCGAGCUGAUACUGGCAGUGUUUAUUCCCCUCCCCAAAGCAAUUAUUAAUCGGACACUAGAAACCGUCCAAGUUCAGGUAACAAAAUUUGCUUUAACAAGCAGGCCUUUAGAAUUUGACGAUUAUCUUUUUUGAGGGUCAUUUCUAUGCACUUCUUCAAAUGAGCUGUUUGCGAGGGCUAUCAUACAACACUAAUUAUUGUAUAAAAUUGUUAUAUGUCCUCCAGACACAGCUCGAAAACGUGCCCUUUUAAUGUCUAAGGGUGGUUCGAUGCUGUCCACAUAUUUAGGUAAAACACCGUGAAUGGCCACCCCAAGUUAACGCAUAAAUUAAUUUUUUUUUGUCAUCCAUGAGGGUACUGUCUCUAUUUUGCACAAGAUUGGUAAACACGCUAAAAAACUAAUCCGUAGGAAUUCGCCAUAAGAUGAAUUAAAUUCGGCACGAGUGCUAAAGUUGUAUGCCGUUUAAUACACCUGAACAGAUAGCAGUUAAAGUGUAGAAGGCGAUUCUUUUGAGAAGGAUUUGUCUGUGGGAGGCGUAUCCUGCAGGAUGGCGCGGCACAAAGCUUAGCAUUCUGUGCAAUUAAUAGGGAGGAACCCAUGGAGCGCAGGGCCGAUGUUGUGGGAAGGAUGGAUAGGUAGAUUGUAUGAAGAUGUGCUAAUUCGUGAAAAGUUAACCGAAAUUCUGAAAUGCGUUUUCGACUCGAAAAGAUACUAAUCACCAUGCAGUAUAAUCCCAUAAUAAUUCAGUUACUUCAGGAUGCCAGCUUUUGGAUGAACUUCUUUCCGGUCGCCUGCUAUAGAGGCGCUCUGUAAAAGAGGACUACUAAAGUAGCAUGAGUCUUUUUCAUUGAUUUUCGAUGCUCUUCGAUGUUCAAAUAGAUCUCAUAUAAAGCAAGCAUAAACAUAUUCAGUCUUCUACUCAUUUAGUAGAAGUUAGCGUCUUCUUCAAAUUUGGUACUCGAAGGAAGUGUAUAAUUCGGUUUUAAAAACUCUUCGAGUUCCCGAAUGAUUUUGAACCCGACCUGACGUUACACUUGCGUUCAGGUUUUCCAAACUACAAGAUGUAUAUUAUCCGUUUACAAGAGUCCAUACAUUUCUCUACGGUAUUAAAAAGAGACUAUGUGGGGUUUAUAACAUUUGGCAGUGGAUUUGAUCCGUAUUGUGAACUUUACGAGCAACAUUAGUAAGUGCAGUGACACAUGGUGUUACGAACGGGCAUUUUACGGUCUUAAAAAUCUCACAAUUGAAAACUUUUUAAAACCUAAUUAUACCCUUCUUUCAAGUAUCGUAUUUAAAGAAGACGUAAUUUUCUACCAAAUGAGUAGAAGGAUGAAUUUUUUGUGCAUGCUUUUAUGAGAAAUGUUUGAAUUUAUAAAGGUAUCAAAAUCCACGUCCGUAAAAUAGUCACUUUCAGAGAAUAUCGUCUUAGCAGGCGACCGAAAAGAAAUUUAUUUAAAAGCUGACAUUGUGAAGUAAUCAAAUUAUCAUAGGAUUAUGCUACGUGGCGAUUAGUAUCACAACCCUACUUAAGUAAUCUUUUUGAGUCGAAAACGCAUUUCAGAAUUUUGGUUAACAGUUCAUGAGUUAACACACCUACUGUAUGUCUCCUUCUAAAUUGUUCAAACUCCCUCUUCACAAAUGAUAUACUCCGUAAUACAAACCUACCGGUGACGUUCGGCUUGCCGUCGUCCAUAUCGGGGUGUCAGAGAGAUGAAGUACGAAAUCAAAUGAACGAGGUCCACCGCAAUAACGAAUCCCAUUUUUAAGUAUGAGGGUAACAAAUUAUACUGAACGUCAUAAAGCAAUUCCGUUCAGUUACUGGGUUUUGUGAUACAAAUGAUUGUAGGAAUUAUAAUUUCAAUGUGAACGUUACAAAAAAUAUGAUUCCACGGUACUAGACUACUGAAAAGGCGCAUAAAACAAUAAACUAUUAUAGGAAUAACAAAAUUGCAACUAUUCCUGUUACUGGAUUAGGCAUCCGACUGAAUAGCGUUAUUGACUCCCUAUUGCAGGCACAACUCGAAAGCAAAUUUCAUUAAGACUGAGGGAAAAAUUUGACUCUGAAUACUCAAACGUCUAGUGUCUGACAAUAACUUAAUUCAGGUAAGAUCGUAUUCACCGAAAGUGAGGAGACCCUUAGAGAGAAGGCAAAGCUGGGAGACACUCGUUUAUUGCUGCGAGAUUUAAUUAGACCCAGAAAUGAUUCUAAAAUAUAAAAGUCAGUGGUUCAUGCAGCCGCAUUCCAUCGCCAUUUAUGAGUAUCGUAUUCUCAAUUAUUUCUUGUCGACUGAAAGCUUCAGUAUGGCGGGCAUUGCACGUAAUCGGAGACGGACACUCGUGGGUCUUCCGUCUUCAAAAGCCGUUUGUGAUUGGUUUCAAAUUUCCCUGGUCAGAUUGGUUAAGACUGUGUAAAUUCGUGAAGAACGUCCCAUAUGAGCGCAGUUACGCCCUACUCAAUGAGUAUUGACAUACAAACAAACACUCAGAAAACUUGUGUCCCUAGAGAGCGGUCACGCCGACAAUUCCCUUUUACGGCAGGAAAUUUGAGAAUGAUGGAGAAUUCUCCUGUGCCAUCUUCGAUUUCACCGUAUUUUUCUCACUGAAACUCACCGACUGAUCGCGGAAGAAGGGUCAACGCUGCUGUCUACCUGAAAAUCCUUUGGUUAAAUGUUCUAUAACACACAGGAUUUUCUUUGCGUACCUUCAUAAUGUAAGAUCCGCUGGUCCUAGCCAUCGCAACAGAACUGCUCCACACUUUGGAUGGAUGUUUGCAAGCGCUCACACGCAGUUACCAGACGUUAUCGCCAAUGUGCCAAAAAGAGUUUAAUCUUCGAAGACGCCUCCUACGCUCCAUCGAAGAGAAAUGUCUUCUGUCCCACUCUUGGUGUAAAGAUCCAUAACAGAUCCAGAUAGACUGAUGUUUUUAGCUAGUGCAAUGCCAAACGACAGGCGUUAUUCAAUUGCACUUGGAUCUGCCGAACCCCGACCGUGUGCACCAGCACUGCAGUGUAGGAUCAAUCGCACUGCGACCCACAUGGUGGUGUAGCGGGCAGCCAUCACGAUCGGUCUGGCGUUCAAGACCUCGCCGCCUCAAGGUCAUCCGCCCUUUUACAGUGAGCCGUUCCAGACGCGCUGACCUGAAGUCACACGACCAACAGCUCGGGUAUACCUGCGUCCGCACAGCCGCGGCUACCGAUGCGGCCACUUCAACGCACCUCCCCCCCCUGAAACCGCGACCUAAGCCACUGGGACACCACCCCUCGGUAAAUGCAACACACACUGGCUGGACGCCACUUGAGCUUGGUCCACGAGCCUACGAAAGCGGCUGCCACCACUGUCUUGGUGACUCUCGGGCGUGACUGGACGCAGUCAACACCAGCCCUGGCUUCGCCAGUGGCCACUGCCUGCUGAGAGGACAAAUCCGUGUUCUGUGCACAAAAAACCCCUCAUUCUGGUGCCUUCCGUCUCCCUACAACUUCCGAUCUGACCCGACGAUGGUAGCGCACAGACAGGGACACACUCACACCGUCUGGUCACAACAGUAGUUAACAAGGUAGCUUAAGGCCCAUUCUGACCUCCUCCCAGCAACUACAUGCAAGCCAAUAUCGUGGGUUUCAUUACAAGUUGUAGAAGCCACCUGUGAGUGGAAGACCUCCCUAAAUAGAAGUUUGACGCCCAACCAUCAAAUCGAGAAACGGACUAAUUGAAGAUGUAGGCACAUCCCGCCUAUUGCGACCCUAAGCUACUUGCCUGAACGUUAAACAAGCGUUUUUUCCCUUUACUGUAAACCGUCUUUUCCUUUUUCAUAUGCACUAACUGAGUUUUCGCAUUUACAUUAUGUUUUAGGGGCAUCAUGUUUCAUUCCAUUGUGUCUCUUCUGAUUUCGCUACCAGCGAUUCUUGAAUACCUGGGUCUUACAACACUUAACUCCACUCUUUCAAGUUCUCCGGGAAAUGAGUAUGAACAGGGUGAUAUUAGAACAUCAGAGUCAUUCGGCCAGCCGUUGUCCGCAGCCAUCACGGAGGGGAUAUCGCGAAACCUCAGCGACUCUUUCAAUCCUUCAGGUUACAACGACUUCUGCACAGUUUACUGUCUGUAGUCUUAGGAAGAUCAAACCAUUCCAGUUUAGAGCAUUCGACGCCCUCCUUCCAAGUGGUAAAAAUGCUUGAAAACUAA
Messenger RNA from Spirometra erinaceieuropaei, 5985 nucleotides. The record is from the annotation of a GenBank genome assembly. Lineage: Eukaryota; Metazoa; Platyhelminthes; Cestoda; Diphyllobothriidea; Diphyllobothriidae.